GAGAGGUUUUGGUGACUUGAAUUGGUCAGCAUUUGAAAACUCGGUUUCUUAGUCCCACUCUUUUUUCACAUCCCUCUCUGCUCCCAGAAGGUGUCUUCAAACUCAGAUGCCUCAAUAUAAGACGAAGAGUUCCUAUUGGAGAAGAUCAAGGAGCACAAUUCACAAACUUUUGAUGUUUCUGUAAACAAUCAAAGCCACCAAGGAAAAGAAAUGGAGAAUACUUUUACCUCGGAAUACAUGGCGCUGAUCAACGAACUGUCUCAAGGAAUGGAGCAAGCUAAACAGCUUCGACUUCAUUUGUACUUGACAUCUCCUUGUGGAGCUCAUGAUUUUCUUCUGCAAAGGAUAUUAUCUUCUUAUGAAAAGUCUCUGUUGAUUCUCAAGUCGAGAGGAACUGCAGGAAAAGUUGAAGCAACGUCUUCAGUAUCUGUUGAUGGAAGUUCUUACAGUGGGGAUUUGAAGAACAAUAUGAAUCAGCAGGAACAUAAAGAUACACCAAAGCAAAGAAAACAGUUGCAUACAUGGACAGAACUAGUGAGAAUUAACUCGGAAAAUGGGCUUGAAGGACCUACAGAUGAUGGGUAUAAUUGGAGAAAGUACGGGCAGAAGGGCAUUCUGGGAGCUAAAUAUCCCAGAAGCUACUAUAGAUGUAAAUACCGUCAUCUUCAAAACUGUUCCGCAACAAAGCAAGUGCAGGGAUCUGAUGAUGAUCCUACAACAUUUGAGAUAACAUACAAAGGAACACAUACGUGUAAGCAUUCUGCGAAUGGAGUUCCACAGCCAGCAUCAAUUGGAAAACAAGAAUUAAGACAUAAUUCUCACAAACAUCAAUCACAAACGAACCAGAUGCUUUUAAACAUCCGAGCAGAUCACAGAGUCCAAACUGAGGACUUGGAGAAAACCGAGAAGCCAUCUGUGUCCUCAUUUCCCUCAACAUUUGGAUGCUUAGGAGAAAAUUCUACGUUCCUGAUCUCUACGCUUGUUGAUGACAAUCACUUCGAUUCUUAUUCUCAAUUCAUGUCAGAAUCAAAUUACUUACCCUACCAGAGGAGCAGCUUUGAGGGUGAUCAUAAUUUACAAUUCCUAGAGUCUGAUGUUGCUGAGAUAAUAUCAGCCAACACUUCGACAAGCAAUUCUCCAAUUAGAACCAUGGAGUUCCCAGUUGAACCUUAAUUUUCCAUUCGACACCUCAGGAUUUUCUACAUAAUCAUAAAUUUGAUGUUGCAGAAGAGGAAAAUAAAUAGAAGAUAACGUGAUUCUGUACCACAGUAUUUGAUCCUUGUCGCAUUAAAAACCAGAGACAUUCUUGUAAAAAUUAGUUAUAGUCUCAAAAUGCUAGCAGAUAAAUUAGGAAGUAAAAAUCUAUUUAUUAAAACUUCUGCAGUCUAAUUUUCAUUUACAGCU
This is a messenger RNA of Olea europaea var. sylvestris, 1404 nucleotides long. RefSeq names its product probable WRKY transcription factor 41. NCBI's taxonomy places the organism in Eukaryota, Viridiplantae, Streptophyta, Magnoliopsida, Lamiales, Oleaceae. Gene Ontology annotation, cellular component: nucleus. The transcript is spliced from 4 exons. The record is from RefSeq and is a predicted model, not a curated record. Gene Ontology annotation, biological process: regulation of DNA-templated transcription. Gene Ontology annotation, molecular function: transcription cis-regulatory region binding; DNA-binding transcription factor activity. The coding region runs from base 211 to 1173 and encodes 320 amino acids.